Messenger RNA from Ilyonectria robusta, 800 nucleotides. RefSeq lists its product as uncharacterized. The transcript has a single exon. Bases 183 to 650 code for a protein of 155 amino acids. The record is from RefSeq and is a predicted model, not a curated record. Lineage: Eukaryota; Fungi; Ascomycota; Sordariomycetes; Hypocreales; Nectriaceae.
CAUCAGGCCAGACUUUGGCGUUUAUGCCCUUUCAUUUGCUCAUUUGCUCGCUCUUUUAGUUUCCCUUUUUCGGAUGUCAUUUAGACUCGGACAGUCGGACUUUCGGUGAUUCGCAUCCUGGAAGCAUGUGGAGCUUGAAACUGAGGCCAGGGAGGUUGCUCUGUAAUCCCAAUAUCUAGUGCAUGCUCUGUAAUCGAAUCCAUGCUCUUCAUGUACGUGCUAACAGCACACUACCUGCACGCUCCCAUGACUCGGCCCUUGCCGUCGCGAUUCGCCCGUCGCAUGUACCUUGGUUGGACGGUGGCAUCACCUGUUCCGGCCUUGACUUUGCGGUGGAGAUGAAAAACUGGAGCAGGCGUUCGUCGGAAACAUGUGAGUCUUUGAUAUCCGAUAGCGGAGACCGCCGGGCGACGAUCAAGAUGCGCUAUCACCACUAUCACCACUUCCAGCCUGAUGCCAUCUCGGGCGGAAUUGGCCUACCGCACCGCACCACACCAUUUUCCCCUCCCCUCCCCUCCGCAAAAUGCCACCCCACCUCUCCCCUCACUCACAUUCCCCCGCGAUUGCACGCCUGCAGCCAGCCCCAGACGCCUCUUCCCAGAAAGGGACUUGGCGACACCUUCACGCCGCUGAGGGUGUGGUUGCUGUAGCCCUGGUACCGCCCUGCUGUUGGCGGUAGGACCUGCGCCUCGACGGGUUGGGCCAUGGCGCCCUCACUUCUUUGUGUCGUGGUUGGCCUCCGGCUUUGACGAUCCCGGUGACGGGGGUUGGCGUCACGGUGGCACAGAUCAUGGGACGCA